ACUGCCCACCGCUGCACCUGCACUGAGCACUCGGACCGCUCCUGCGCCUGGCGGUCCGGCGUGUUCUGUCGAAUGUGAUUCUGAGUCAGGCUCGGCGAGUCGGGAGAUAUAAGUACGGCUCGACUCGCAGGACUGCAGCAAAGCAAGAUGGCUGAAGAAAAGACCCUCUACACCUUCUUCGUCUACACGCCCGACUACACCGACCCAGACGCGCCCAACCGCAGGGCGGCCGUCCGGCCGAAGCACCUCGAGAACGCGAAGCGCAUCAGAGCGCAGGGGGUCAUCCGACUUGGAGGCGCACUGAUCUCGCCGGAGACGUACCAGUCCGCAGAGAGGAAGAUGAUCGGGUCGAUGGGGGUCUACCAAGCAGAGAACAUUGAAGCGGUGCAGAAGGUCAUUGAGGAAGAUAUUUACUAUACUGGGAAUGUGUGGGAUAAGGAGAAAAUUAUUAUCCUGCCAUGGGUGCCUGCAUUCCCGCUCCCUCCCGUUAGCCCAGAAUGAGUAUUCGGCUUAUCCGUGUAUCAUCGGAGCAGUCAGCAGCUUCUCUCACCCAGGCGCAAGAGCUACAACAGAGACUCAAUAUAGCUCUUAUUGGCUGUAUCUAACACCUUGUAUUGGGAUCUGCUGUGUCACUUUAAUCAAGAUAUUUGACGACAGAAGCGUCCACAGUACUCUUGUCAAAUCCGGCGAAUAAAGGAGGUGUAUGCGAGCGGGAGGCACAAGUGACGAUGGAAGUGUAUAGUUGAUGGAAUGUGCAAGGGAGAUAGCCUGGAUAAUUAGUAGUAAAGGUGCGAGAAUAAGUUACAAGCCUACGGAUGUGUUCUGGUUUAAUGGUGGCGGGACCUUUUUGAUAGUGUUAAUUCAAUAGUCG
Messenger RNA from Phanerochaete carnosa HHB-10118-sp, 871 nucleotides. RefSeq lists its product as uncharacterized. The record is from RefSeq and is a predicted model, not a curated record. NCBI's taxonomy places the organism in Eukaryota, Fungi, Basidiomycota, Agaricomycetes, Polyporales, Phanerochaetaceae. Bases 148 to 501 code for a protein of 117 amino acids. The transcript has 3 exons.